This is a messenger RNA of Sorghum bicolor (sorghum), 1396 nucleotides long. Its product is annotated as MADS-box transcription factor 47-like. Bases 290 to 988 code for a protein of 232 amino acids. Gene Ontology annotation, biological process: positive regulation of transcription by RNA polymerase II. Gene Ontology annotation, molecular function: protein dimerization activity; RNA polymerase II cis-regulatory region sequence-specific DNA binding; DNA-binding transcription factor activity, RNA polymerase II-specific. Gene Ontology annotation, cellular component: nucleus. NCBI's taxonomy places the organism in Eukaryota, Viridiplantae, Streptophyta, Magnoliopsida, Poales, Poaceae. The transcript is spliced from 9 exons. The record is from RefSeq and is a predicted model, not a curated record.
AGGCUAGAGCUUCUGUUCAUGCUGCCGCGAGCGCCAACGCGGCCGUCCUCAUCCCAUCCUACCAGCCAGCAAGCCUCUCGUCGCAAUUGGCUAGUUCCAUAAAUAGGAGUAGUAGGCAGUUGCUCACUGGUCCUUUGCGCCUACCCAGCCUCUGGACUACUCCCGAACCGCGCCGCAGAUCUACUCCAACACCUGUAAGGAUUUUGCUGUCGCUGUGGCUUUUCCGGCAGCUAGCUAGGCUGCAGCGGCGGCGGCGCCGCCGCCGGUGGAGGACAGCAAGAGAGGCACGAUGGCCGGGAAGAGGGAGCGGAUAGCGAUCCGGAGGAUCGACAACCUGGCGGCGAGGCAGGUGACCUUCUCCAAAAGGCGGCGGGGGCUGUUCAAGAAGGCCGAGGAGCUCUCCAUCCUCUGCGACGCCGAGGUCGGCCUCGUCGUCUUCUCCGCCACCGGCAAACUCUUCCACUUCGCCAGCACCAGCAUGAAGCAGGUAAUCGAUCGGUACGACUCCCAUUCCAAGAAUCUCCAAAAGUCUGAAGCGCCGUCUCAGCUGCAGUCACAUAUUGAUGAUGGCACUUGUGCAAGGCUAAAGCAGGAGCUUGCUGAAACCAGCCUUAAGCUCAGGCAGAUGAGAGGAGAGGAGCUCCAGAGGCUGAGCGUCCAACAGCUGCAAGAGCUUGAGAAGACCCUCGAAUCUGGCCUCGGCUCUGUACUCAAAACCAAGAGCCAAAAAAUCCUUGACGAGAUCAGCGGUCUGGAAAGAAAGAGAAUGGAACUGAUCGAGGAGAAUUCAAGGCUGAAGGAGCAACUGCAGGUGACCCGGAUGGCAAGGAUGGAGACGCAGCUUGGCGUCGAUUCAGAAAUUGUGUAUGAGGAAGGGCAGUCAUCUGAAUCUGUGACAAACACAUCCUAUCCGCGCCCAUCAACAGACACUGACGACUGCUCCGAUACAUCGCUCAGGCUAGGGCUACCAUUCUUCAGCUCGAAGUGAUGGAAAAUCAGGAAACUUGACAUGUUCAGUAGCGGAGCGGUGCUGAUUACUUGCCCUCUCCGUUCUGGAUUGGGGAGCAGGAUUGCUGGAUUAGUGACCAACGCGUCGCAUCAAAAUAAGGCAUUCUGAGUGCUGUAUGAUGUGUGUAUUCUGAAAGUGAGACUGCUUUUGUUAUAUACAGGCAGCAUGGUAAUAAUACAACGGGUACCCGCUAGGAUGCUACCUGCAGUCCGUGUUCUGUCCUCUGUUUUUUAGUACUCGUAUAAUCCCCCUGCAAACCAUGUUUACCUGCAGCUCAUGCUUUUGUUAUACAGCAUGAUCAUCUUUAGGAGUUAUUCCAGUCCCUGCAAAUGAGUUCCAGUACUUGUGCCCUUCGCAAUAUCGGACAUGUCACGCUGUUAGUAUUGA